Molecule: messenger RNA, 1027 nt
Organism: Drosophila elegans
Lineage: Eukaryota; Metazoa; Arthropoda; Insecta; Diptera; Drosophilidae
Gene: Gr68a
Product: gustatory receptor 68a
Exons: 1
Coding region: 19-990 (323 amino acids)
Biological process (GO): sensory perception of taste
Cellular component (GO): dendrite; neuronal cell body; membrane
Source: RefSeq, a predicted model, not a curated record
UAAACACACAACUCCGGGAUGAAGAUCGUGCAGGAUAUUGGAGCUAUAGCCAGGCCAUCGCAGAUCUACGCCUUGCUUCCAUUUUAUGCAGGGAACGAAGAGGAGAGUUUUCGGUUUGGCAGACUGGGUCGCUGGUAUGGACGCCUGGUGGCCUUAACUAUAUUGAUUAGCUCCCUUUUUUUCGGCCACGACGUGCUCUUCGCGUCCAGCGAAUACAGAUUGGUGGCCAAUAACCAAGGGGACACUGAGGAAAUCAACCGGACCAUCGAGACACUCCUCUGCAUCGGCAGCUAUACGAUGAUGGUCUUGUCCAGUGUGCUGCAUGCAUCCAGGCACUUUCGAACUCUGCGGGAUAUUGCCAAAAUCGAUGAGUAUCUGGUGAUCAGUGGCUUCCGGGAGAACUACAGCUGCCGGAAUGUGAGCAUCCUGGUCGGAACGGCAGCACUUGGAGUACUCGCGGUGGCCUUCUACUACAUCCACUUUCGAAGUGGCAUUAACUACAAGAAGCAGGUCAUCCUGCUCCUGGUCUACUCAUUGCAGUUGCUCUACUCCACUGUCUUUGCCAUUUAUCUGCGGACUCUACUGAGGAGUUUGGCGCAACGAAUUGGAUUCCUCAACCAACGCUUAGAUGCAUUCUGCCUUCAGGAAAAUGUGGCCGACACCAUGGGUCUAUCCUAUGCCUGGGUGCUGGCCGAAACCAUCACCAUGGCCAUGAUCUGCAGCGCCUGCGACUGCCUGGCAUCCGAGGCGAAUAGUACGGUCCAGAUUCUGGCAAGGGUAUACGGCAAAAGUAGACAGUUCCAGAACCUCAUCGACAAGUUCCUCACCAAGAGCAUUAAGCAGGAUUUGCAGUUCACCGCCUACGGAUUCUUUGCCAUUGACAACUCCACGCUUUUCAAGAUCUUUUCGGCUGUGACCACAUACUUGGUGAUACUCAUUCAGUUCAAGCAGUUGGAGGACUCCAAAGUGGAUGAAAUUAAUCAGGCUUAAUAUGGGUUAACUCACCAAACAUUGCCUAUCUAUUUUA